CGGGACCGGCUGGAGCUGCCUGCAGGUAGCCUUGGAGAAACCGCCUGAAUCCUGAUCCUGGGGAGAGAAAAUCCAUGGGGAGUGGAAUGAGCAAGAUUGUCACCGGCCUCUACCUCGGGAAUAUUCGAGACUCUGAGGACCACGAGAACCUGCUGAGGAAGGGAGUGACCCACAUCCUGUCCGUCCACAACCACGCCAAGCCCGUGCUGGAGGACAUGACCUAUCUGUGUAUCUCGGCCUCAGAUUCAUCCACUCAAAACCUGCUGCAGCAUUUUAAGGAGUGCAUCCAGUUCAUCCACGAGUGCCGGCUCGCAGGGGGAGGCUGCCUGGUGCACUGCCUGGCCGGGGUGUCCCGCAGCUCCACCAUCCUGGUGGCCUACCUGAUGACAGUGACAGAGCUGGGCUGGGAGAGCUGCCUGGCUGCCACCAAGGCCGUGCGCUCCUACGUCAGCCCCAACCCCGGCUUCCAGCAGCAGCUGCAGGAAUACGAGAGGACGCUGCUCCAGGAGGUAAGGUGCCCUCGGAUAAUUUUGGAAGGGUUUUCAAGCAGGAGAAACUCCUUUGAGUGCAGCUCUCUGCCUCAGCUGGGUUUUGGGAAUGGCAUUUAUUACCUAGGGAUUUGGGGGUUUGCGUGCAAAAAAACAAAAAGAAAAUUAAAAAAGAGGAAGCGCCUCAAUGUUAUGUGAGCACACUUUAAAAAGCUCUUGAAAACCCUGAACUUGAAAACCCUAAACUUGAAAACCCUAAACUUGAAAACCCUAAACUUGAAAACCCUAAACUUGAAAACCCUAAACUUGUUUUCUCGAGUUAGGACACAGUGGGAGGGAUGGGAGAGCAGUUUGUCCCUUGGGAAGCUCAGGAAGGAGCUGGGCCAGUUCCCGGGAAUGCAGCUUGGAGAGGAGGGGUGGAGAGGGAGGAAGGCUCUCCUGAGGAGUUUUGGGAUGUCUGGGCACGCUUGGGUCUGCCAGGGCUCCCUCUGCUCUCAGGGACAGGUGACAGGAGCAAGUGUGUGUGGGGCAAUGUCCCGUUUCCUGCCCAGAACGAGGUGGAGCAGCAGGAUUCGGGAGAGCUGGAUGGGUUCCCAUCCUGUGCAGGGCAGGGAGGAUGGAGCAGAGCCGAGCUGGAUUCCAGCAGCUGGGAGAGCACUCAGUGCAGAGAUCAGAGCUGCACUUUUGACCUGGAAAGCCUUCGAAAGCAGAGGGAGAGGCCUUGAAAGGCGAAGGCAAAGACCUUAAAAAGCAAAAAAAAAGGCAAGGCUUUUAAAAGCACAGCUCCCACCUGGCUCUCCAGCUGCCUCCAGCCUCCCACUCUGGACCGUGCUCCUUCACCCAUCCCUGCGGUCCCAGACUUCCCAUGGGACACAGACACCUCUGCAAGGAAAGGCUAGCCCUGGACAAGAUGUGUACGAGGGAUGCCACAGCUCAUGCCACCCCCAAAUCCUGUGCCACCGCUGGAAGCAGAGCCCCAAAUCCGCGGUGGCAAACAGGAGCCUGUGUUCCCUCCGGCUGGGACCAG
Cyanistes caeruleus (blue tit) is the source of this 1515-nucleotide messenger RNA. NCBI's taxonomy places the organism in Eukaryota, Metazoa, Chordata, Aves, Passeriformes, Paridae. The record is from RefSeq and is a predicted model, not a curated record.